Messenger RNA from Sordaria macrospora k-hell, 1281 nucleotides. RefSeq lists its product as uncharacterized. NCBI's taxonomy places the organism in Eukaryota, Fungi, Ascomycota, Sordariomycetes, Sordariales, Sordariaceae. Gene Ontology annotation, molecular function: nucleic acid binding; zinc ion binding. The record is from RefSeq and is a predicted model, not a curated record.
AUGAAUAUGGUCAGGAACGAUCUGGCCAAGACCUAUAAGAAGCUGGCCCAAACCCAGGACUCGCUUGUCUCCCUCAAUGCUCAGGCAGAGGAGUUGGGUACGGAGGUGGCCACCAGGGAAAAUGAUAUCUCGGAUCUCAACGCUGUUAUCGCUCGCCUUACCAAAGAGGCCAUGAAGCUGCGUAAGCAGAAGAAGACGGUAACUAUUGACCUGAACGCGCAGAACUUGGAGAAACAAGCCCACAGCCGCAGUCGUGACGAUGACACCGACGAUCGUGGUGAUACCGACCGGGAAGCGGUCGGCUGUCGGCAAAAGAAAAGGACCCGCCCUAUUUUUACAAUGAGAAAGACAAUGGACACGGUUACCUUCGGUGUGUGGUACUGCCGCAUCCAGAACAAGCUGAAGCUUAACGCCGAUCACUUUCUCGACGACGAAGCCAAAAGAAUGUACAUCGAGAACCGUACGGCCGGCAAGGCCGCCCAAAAUUUGGAGCCAUACCUUGGAGACGGUCCGCACUGUCUCAAGACCUCCCAACAGCUGCUUGAUCACCUCAAGAGUGAGUACUACGACCACAAGCGCAAAGAGAAGGCAAUCCUCGAGUUCAACGAGUUACAGUUCAAGAUGAGUCAGGAUUUCCAGGACUUCCGCAACGCCUUUGUACGUCUAGCGGGGGAGUGCAAUCGCCCAGCCGAUAUCUGGAAGCAGGAGUUCAACUGGAAACUCCCUACCGAUAUCCAGAACGCUCUCCUUUUCGGAUAUAGCGAAGACACUGUCAAUUUUUCGACCUUCGUCCGCAUGGCCAAGAAAUGUGUGAACAGUCAACGCCUGUGGAAGGCAAAACAGAAGGAUAAUAAGGGUAAAGAUAAGGCCAAGGGCUCGGGUUUUCGUCGUCCCCCCGACAUGUUGAAGGAAGAGACUCGCAAGUUGUUGGAGGAAGACAAGUGCUUCGUCUGCAAACAGACCGGUCAUCUUUUCAAGGAUUGUCCCAAUAAGCGCAACAACCCAAGUCGCAUUAAUGAGCCAGUUGAGCAGUUCGCUCGCAAGGCUGAAAAGAAUACGGAAGAGACGAAGGAAGAGGAGGAGGCGGAAGAGAGGGUAGAAAAGGCAAGGUCUUCGACGCUGGAGAAAAUCAACCACCGCAUUCAGGAGCUGGAGCUGGCCGCCCAGAAGGAGCCGGAACCGGAGGGGCCAAGGAUGCAGGGGCGUUCUGCUGAAUUAUUCGAGGAACCCGGAGGGCAGCGGAACUCCACAAACGAGCACUCGACCUGGGCCUCAGGAUAG